Athene cunicularia (burrowing owl) is the source of this 2761-nucleotide messenger RNA. It is a transcript of the gene MYOZ3, whose product is annotated as myozenin 3. NCBI's taxonomy places the organism in Eukaryota, Metazoa, Chordata, Aves, Strigiformes, Strigidae. The coding region runs from base 449 to 1192 and encodes 247 amino acids. Gene Ontology annotation, cellular component: actin cytoskeleton; Z disc. Gene Ontology annotation, molecular function: telethonin binding; FATZ binding; actin binding. The record is from RefSeq and is a predicted model, not a curated record. The transcript is spliced from 7 exons.
ACCAUCCUGGUCCCCAAGUGUCAGCCCUGCUCCAUGCCAGUGUGGUGGCAUCCCAGUCCCCAAGUGUCAGCCCUGCUCUGUGCCGGGGUGGUGGCAUCCCAGUCCCCAAGGGUCAGUCCUGCUCCAUGCCAGGGUGACAGCUUACUGGUCCCCAAGGGUCAGACCCGCUCCGCCCCCUUUCUCAGCCAGAAAUAACUGCUGUCCCGUGGCCGGACGUUGGCAUCUGGGCUGGAGCCCAGCAGGGGUUGGGGCGAGCAGCAGGGAGCCUGGGGGUGCCACAGAGGGCCAGCUAGAGCCACUGAGUGCUGGUGGCUGCAGCUUGGCGUUGGCCUCAUCCCCAGCACAGCAGGAGAGCAUCUUCAGUCCCUGGCGACGGGCCAUCCCCUGACCAGCCAGGCAGGAUCCAUCCCUCUCCCACAGAGCUGCCCCAGGAGCACGGCAGCAAGUGAUGACCAUCAUGAGAUCAGGCCCUGAAGACGCGCCCCAGCUGGACCUGGGCAAGAAGAUGAGCACGCCACAGGACCUCAUGAUCGAGGAGCUCUCCCUGCAGAACAACCGCGGCUCCCAGCUCUUCCAGCAGCGCCAGAGGCGGAUGCAGCGCUUCAUCUUUGAGCAUCCCAGCGGCUACAAGGAGUUCCCAGAGCCAGGGGCAGGUGGCUUACACCGCACAAAGAAAGGUGACCCAGAGGGAACAGCAAACGACUGGACGGCAGGGGAAGAUGCUGACGGCCAGCAGAGUUAUCACUCCGAGCUCCACGUGGCAGCAUCGCCUCAGGGCGGCCCCCCUGCAGUGCCCAAGAAGACAGAGAAAGUCUUGCAGAUGAGCAAAAUCCUCAACCCAGAUGCUCUGGCCCCGGGAUACUCAGGCCCCCUCAAAGAAGUCCCCCCGGAGAAGUUCAACAUCACUGCCAUCCCUAAGGGUUACCGAUCCCCAUGGCAGGAUCUCCUCCGUGACAAGGACAAUGCUGUUCAUGGUGAGAACCAGCUGCUCACGAGACCCUCUCCAUGGGACUUCAGGAGCUUCAACAGGACUCCCACCCCGUUUGACAAAGCGCUGCUCAGCGACCUGUUCCCAGUGCCCACCGUGGAGCUGGAUAACCUGAGCGUCCUGGAGGUGAUCGCCCACAGGCCCAACUUCAACAGGGUGCCACAGGGCUGGGCGCGGGUUCUGCCGGAGAGCGACGAGCUGUAGCGUGCACACGCUCCCUUCGCCAUCGCCACGGAUGCUUUUCUCGCUAGAUUCCAACGUACUUCACAAGGUAGGGGAGAGGGGAGGAAGUAUUCUUCCUGAAAGCUAGUGGUCUCAGGUUGUCCUCAGUGGGAUUCAAACAAGCUCAAGUCUGGGACCAUUUUGAAUUCCCCUCGUCCCAGCCAUCGUCACAAGGGCAUUUAGUGCUAAGCUAACCAGCCAAGCUCUCGUCGUUAGUGCAAGCAGAUCCCUGUAAGUUCCCCUACAAAACAUCCUGGACAGACUGUCCUCUGCCCUGCCUCGUGGAAAAUGGCAGGACCGCCAGCUGCCAUGCACCAAGCUGUCUCCCUGCUUCUUCACACAAGACCUGCUCUGACAGCUGGUGCCUUUGCAGAGAAAUUCCAUCUUCAUGAUAACUUGACAUCUAUCAUUCCAGUCGGGAUGGCGAGAGGAGGUGAUAAUUGAAGAGCAGCAGCAAAACAAGUUACCAGAGGCAUUGGCAUGUUAAAAGCACUUACCCUGGCCUUGGCUAGACCACAAAAAUGAGUGAGGAACGGGGAAUCUGCCUGUUUACCAACAAAGCACAACCAUGAUUUAUGGGAGAGGAAUGCUGGGAGUUGGAAGCUUGUGCCGUUUCCACAAGCUACUGGCUAGCCCUUGGCAGCUGUAUUUUCCCCUUCCUACUGCUAUUUGCAUGCCUUGCUUAAACGUCUAAGCCCUCAGAUUCACUUACGCCAGAUUUGCUUCAGAGAAUUGGUCACUAAGGAUCAGGCCCUGCCUGGACCCACUGUAGAAGGGCACAAGUCUGAAGAACCUGCCAGCGUAUUCUGGCAAUGUUAGCAUCAGCAGGAAGGAAAAACAGGGCAGCCAGAACUCCAGAGCAAGGGCAGGCUUCCCCGUGAAUGCAAAAAUCAGCAGUGAGGAUUCAACUACGCAGAGGUUUUCAGCAGUGACACAGUGGGACAUGCAGCUAACACCAGUCCACAGGACAGUCACCAGAAUAUCUGGAAAACCCUGCUGACAAAAAAUAUUUAGCUUAAUACAGCCUUUCUAGAGUUGCUUCUGUCAGGUUCUUAAUGUCACCUUUAUUUAAUCUUGUGAAAGCAGAAGCAUCAGGAUAAAAGUUUCUUUUUCCACCACUGUUGUUAAACUGGGCAAGUAAAUUUGGUGGCAAAAAUUCAGUUAACAGCUGCUCCCUUGGGCAGUGUAUUUGCCAUGGCGUGCAGACAGAUGUGCAGAGCAAAUCUCACACAGGGAUUCUGCUGUCACAACACACCAUUCAGGCAGGAAACUUUCACCGCUGUGUCCUUCCCCCAGAAGCAGGAGGGGACAAGCAAAUGGAAUGAAAAACAGUCUGUUCCUUAAAGAUUAAGAAUUGCUGAUGUUCGGCUGCUGUCCUGUUCCAAGCCCAUCUCUCUCCUCUUUGUCCAUCAGCUGAAGAACCUGUGUACCCCUAGGGACCUGGCUGGAAAUAAUAAAUAAAUUGUGGUAACAUAAAGCCUGCUUGCAUUCGAGAUUGGUCUGCACGGUGCUCACAGGCCCUGGUGGCAGAGCAGCAGCGAACACUGUGGC